Molecule: messenger RNA, 1544 nt
Organism: Daphnia carinata
Lineage: Eukaryota; Metazoa; Arthropoda; Branchiopoda; Diplostraca; Daphniidae
Product: protein SHQ1 homolog
Exons: 3
Coding region: 62-1462 (466 amino acids)
Biological process (GO): box H/ACA snoRNP assembly
Cellular component (GO): cytoplasm; nucleoplasm
Source: RefSeq, a predicted model, not a curated record
UGUUGACAUGCGUUCGUCGUGUGUACUAGGUUGUUAGUGUUCGCCUGCUCUUCUCUUGAAAAUGAUUACGCCACGUUUCAAACUCAGCCAGGAUGAUACCUACCUUUUUGUCACGAUUCAUGCUCCGUUCUCUCGAGUAUCAGACGCAGAAAUUUAUAUGGACGGUACUGAUUUUCGCUUUCAUUCAAACCCUUAUUAUGUCCGCCUCAACUUGCCUGGAGAAAUAAUCGAAAACGAUGAAGCGAAAGCACACUUUGAUGCUGACACUAAUGAGUUCAAAAUUACGUGCCCCAAAGUAACGAAGGGAAACUACUUCCAAGGAUUAGAUAUGCUCUCUAGUCUUCUCAAACCCAAGGGAAAGAGAGGAGUUGAAAGCAAAGAUAUAGAAGUCCUUGGUGAAACCUGCACAGAAGAUGACUCGGAAUCAGAUUUUGAUUGGUUUGUGGAACAAAAAAUUGAAACAGAAACAGAUCUAACUUCAAGUAGUUCAAGAUAUGGCUUUGGUGUCAAACACUCUGGGUUGUUUGCCACACUUGCUGAGGAACUACAUGAAGUUGUAGAUGUGAAAAAUCCUGACAACCAAUCAGCAGCAGAAAGGAGAACAGAAAGAUUAGAACAAGAAAAAAUAGAAUUUAACCCAGAACAUUACUUGGCUGAUUUCUUCCAGACAGAUAUGAUUGAUCCACUGAUUCAUUACCAAUUGCCAAGUAGAGUUAGUGAAGAAUGGACAGAAACAGAGACCAAUCUCUUAAAAAAUUUUCCCAAUAAAGACUUCUUAUUGGAUCAUGACCAGUUGCAAUCAACAUAUCUUGGUUUGGUUGAUAUUUUACUAGCAUACUCUUAUGAUACAAGAACUACUAUGUCUGAUCCAACCGUCGAAUCAGCUUGGGCCAUCGCCAAGAUAAGUGGAACUCUAUCUUGGCUAGAGAAUUUCACGUCGAUUCGUCAAGUUGUCGAAUGUUUCUUGCGUAGAAGCCUUUGCUUUCCACUAUUUCGCAAUUUCAAAUUGUCAUUGAAAGCCAUCGAAGAUGCUCGCUGUAUUCUUAAAGAAGGGCGGAUGUCUGUUUUGAGAUGCUUUCUACAAAUCUAUCAGUUAUUCAAUAAAAGUGAUCCCCGGUACCUUCUUAACCAACUAUACAUUCACGACUACUGCAUCUGGAUUCAGAAAUCGAAUGAUGAAACACUGGUUUCCUUAAGUGAAAGUCUGAAAUCGAUGGAAUUAACCAAAGAAGAUGUUGGUUUAAAUCUCGUAGACUUGGAACGGGCUGCAAUCAACCUUAUGUGCAAUAGUGAUGACUCAUCAGAAGAAUCUGAUCUUGAAGAACAAAUGGCACAGUUAUCACUGAAAAAGAAACCCGUGUCAAGCGCUCUCCCGACUGAUUUACAAGUGGCAGCAGAAGCUGCUCGAGUGAUGUCGGAAUCGGAUUCAGAUGAUGUUUCUUCAUCUGAAGAAAGUGACUAAUUAAGCAUCGUGCCUCCCCUCUUGGACAUCCAAUUGUUUAUAUAUUGUGUGAAUAAAUAGUGGAACUCCACAAAAAAUAAUG